Molecule: messenger RNA, 399 nt
Organism: Parnassius apollo (apollo)
Lineage: Eukaryota; Metazoa; Arthropoda; Insecta; Lepidoptera; Papilionidae
Source: the annotation of a GenBank genome assembly
AUGCUUCAGAUCAGGCAACAACAGGCCAAGAAUUGUGCACGGUUCAACCAGAAUCGUCCCUUCCAGAGUGAUCAGAAGAGGCUCUAUGAAUCAUUGGAGCGACCAAUGGUAAGUGGAACGGGUCCAGCACCGAAUCAGGCCGACACUGUAGCAUUCUGGCGCGGCCUGUGGUCAGAGCCCGUAAACCACAGCGAGGGCCUUUGGACGGAAGUUGUGGCGAGUCAGUGUGCGGGUAUUGCGCCCAUGGACCCCGUCAUCAUAACGCCGGAUGACGUAGCUGAGGCGGUCCGUAGGGCCCCGAACUGGAAAAGUCCGGGGCUUGACGGGCUGCAUCACUACUGGCUGAAGAGGUUCAUGAGCAAGAAAGCGGAUCUAGUUCGUUUUUACAAUUACGCCUAA